AUGGUUCCUCCGGAUGGUAAAUUAGAACAUGAUUUUGAGGAUGAAAGCCUUGCCGGUCCUAUGGAUGUGCCGAUAAAGUCUAUCGGUCUGAAUGGAAUUCAACAUGAUUCUAUUUCUGCUAUCGAACGAACAGAUUGUAUCAUGAAAACUAACUUCUGGAGGAGCUUGAAAAUAAUAUUAUUCACAGCCAAGAUAAACAUAUUGGUGCCUUUUGGACCUCUAGCGGUCUUGAUCAGCUAUACUACCCAUGAUAAAGGCUUGGUGUUCCUUUUCAGCUUGUUGGGCAUUAUUCCCUUAGCCGAGCGUUUAGGUUUCACGACCGAGCAGUUAGUAUUUUUCACAGGAGCAACAGCCGGGGGCCUCUUGAAUGCUACUUUUGGAAAUGCAACCGAGUUGAUAAUAUCAGUCCAUGCACUACAAAGUGGGAUGAUACGAGUAGUGCAACAAUCACUAUUAGGAUCUAUUUUGUCGAACAUGUUGCUUGUUCUCGGGUGUGCCUUCUUCUGCGGAGGGAUUGUUUUCAUGAACAAGGAUCAAGUUUUCGAUAAGGCAAAUGCUAUAGUGAACUCUGGGCUGCUUCUAAUGGCAGUAAUGGGUUUAUUGUUCCCUGCUGUUCUUCAUUAUACACAUACCGAAGUACAUUACGGCAAGUCAGAAAUUGCACUUUCGAGAUUUAGCAGCUGCAUAAUGCUUGUGGCUUAUGCUUGUUACAUCGCUUUCCAGUUAAAAAGCAGUAAUGAUUCCUACGAUCCCAUAAACGAGGAAGGAUGUGAAAAUGGGGGGAUCCUAGAAGAUGAAGAAGGCGAAGCUCCUGAGAUAUCGAAAUGGGAAGCCAUCAUAUGGCUUGCAAUUUUGACAAUUUGGAUCUCAGUGCUAUCUGACUACUUGGUGGAUGCAAUUGAGGGUGCUUCAAUUGCGUGGAACAUUCCUAUUUCUUUCAUCAGUGUCAUUUUGCUCCCUAUUGUUGGCAAUGCUGCCGAGCAUGCAAGUGCUAUUAUGUUUGCCAUGAAAGACAAACUUGACAUUUCUCUUGGAGUUGCUAUUGGGUCCUCUACUCAAAUUUCUAUGUUUGGGAUUCCUUUUUGUGUGGUGGUGGGAUGGAUCAUGGGACAACCCAUGGACUUGAACUUUCAACUUUUUGAGACAGCAACUUUGUUUAUAACUGUAUUGGUUGUUGCCUUCAUGCUUCAGGAGGGAACUUCUAACUAUUUCAAAGGUUUAAUGUUGAUUCUUUGCUAUCUGAUUGUAUCUGCCAGCUUUUUUGUACAUGUUGAUCCUUCUCCUGCUAAUGUGGCUGGUUUUUACGCUGCUCUAAUUGAUGAAGAGCUACGUUUGGAAGAAGCCAAACUUCAUGCUAAAGAGCAAGAGCUUCUUGCUGCACUUAAUCAACCCUCCUCAAUUGAAGUUUCGGUUCCUCUAGUCGAAGCUUCCAGCUCUCAGGUGGUUCUUGAAGUUCCUGAAGGCCUUCCUGCAGAAACUUCUGCUAUCCCUUUGCCAGCUGCUUCUUCAUCAGUAGCUAUUGCUUCCUCACCUGUCACUUCCCUUCCAACUAUCGAGCUUACAUCCCCUCGAUGGGUGGCCAAUAUGGGUUUGACUCGACUAAUGCACAAUGUAUAUUAUGAAAAUGAGAAACUCAAACAACAAGUUGCUGAGAUGUCUUCUACCACACUUUCAGAAGAAUCUAGGAAACAGUAUGAAAUCCAACUGGAGAGCCUUCAAUCUCAGCUUAAAUCAACUAUGGACCUCAACACUGAGCUAUCUUCCAAAUUAGAGAAGCAAAUUACUGAGACAAACAAGUUGAAGUCUGAUUAUGAGUCUACUUUAGCUGACAAACUCAAAGCUCUACAUUUGAAAGAUGAUGAGAUAGCUUCUUUAAGCGCCUCCUUGAACACAGGUAAAACAGAGGCCUCUACUAAAGAUACUGAAUUGAAGUCUUCCCAGACAUCUCUAGUUGUUUACAAAGCUGGUGAAGAUGGUCAUUUCAAGGAGCGGGCUACCACUCUAAUCAGUUUCUUCUUCCAAUCUGUUUAA
Messenger RNA from Zingiber officinale, 2031 nucleotides. Its product is annotated as vacuolar cation/proton exchanger 3-like. Gene Ontology annotation, biological process: intracellular calcium ion homeostasis; calcium ion transmembrane transport. The coding region runs from base 1 to 2031 and encodes 676 amino acids. Gene Ontology annotation, molecular function: calcium:proton antiporter activity. Gene Ontology annotation, cellular component: plant-type vacuole membrane. Lineage: Eukaryota; Viridiplantae; Streptophyta; Magnoliopsida; Zingiberales; Zingiberaceae. The transcript has 13 exons. The record is from RefSeq and is a predicted model, not a curated record.